Trypanosoma cruzi is the source of this 1992-nucleotide messenger RNA. RefSeq lists its product as uncharacterized. The transcript has a single exon. Bases 1 to 1992 code for a protein of 663 amino acids. Gene Ontology annotation, molecular function: protein binding. The record is from RefSeq and is a predicted model, not a curated record. Lineage: Eukaryota; Euglenozoa; Kinetoplastea; Trypanosomatida; Trypanosomatidae.
AUGAACGGUGGUGUGCCGCCCGACGUGGCGUCUCAGGCCCAGGCGAGACGAGAGGCGGCCGCCAACCUGGGGACGCUAAGAGGCUCGCUGCUGGCGCUCGCGAAGAUAUUGCCCCCCGACAGCGGCACUCGUCCUGUGAAGGAGCUUUUGGCCCAUUUGCAGAGGGAGGAUGCCCCUCGUCUUGCUAGUCUGCUGGAAAAUCUAAAGCAUGAGGUUCAAGGGGCCUCUGAUUUGAACAAUGAUGGGGCCGAGAAGUGGAAGGAAGAAGGACACAAGGCCUAUGAUCUUGGAAAAAUGGCCGAAAGUGUGCUAAUGUACACUCGGGGAGUGAUGUAUGCCAGUCAAGAUGACACCUUAGCAUCACUCCUCUAUCACCGCGGCAAAGUUUUUUUGGCACAAGCACGCUUUAUGGAGGCGUUGGCAGACACCCAUGCUGCUUUCACAUUUAUGCCAACCAACUGGGAGGCAUUGGAGCGUCGUGGUGUAUGCUUGCAAAAGCUGGGGUUUGAAGAAGAGGGCAAAAAGGAUAUCCAUGCGGCAGCCAUUUUAAAUGUGGAUUCUGCAAAUGCAGCAACUUUAAUCUCCAACAUCCUACAUGCGGAUGUUGGCAGGAGUGAGGAUGAGGCAGUGAAUUUAAUUGGAGGAGGAAUUUCUUCCUCUCAUUUGAAUGACAUCAAUUACAACGGUAAAAUGAAAGGGGUAGAGGCAAAAAGGCAUUUGGAACCCGGAGAGAUUGUCACGGAAGCACCCGUUGUCCACGCGUUAUAUGAUGAUCAUUGGGGCAUACGCUGCUGCUACUGCCUACGCGUGACACAAGCCUUGUAUCCCGGAAGCGCCUAUCGUGAAAGGGGAAAAUUGUCUCGAGGGCUCUUUUGUGGUGAGGUGUGCGCCCAACUGAGUUGGGAACGCUAUGGCCAACACGAGACCGCAAACCCCUUUUUUCAGUUGUGUCCUAUCGAUGCCCUGAUUGCAAGUCGCAUGAUGUGUUCUGAUUGUGCAGUUUCCAGGUGUCACUCGCUUCGUGGGGACUUUACGGGUGAGUUGCACCCUGCAGCCGUCAUUGGGGGCUAUGAAACCGCUGUGAGCCUCUGUGCACUCGUGUUGGAUGCCGUGAGUUUAGAGGAUGUGGAUCGUUUGCGCCUUGCUCAGCGUCAAGUGAUGUUGUGCAGCUUUGAGGUAAAGUUUUGGACAGGGUCACAGGUAACAAUCAAUUCUGAAACUCGAGAGGCGUUCAUUGAUGAGUCGCGGCCCAUACCCGUCGGGAAGGCGCUGUAUGUGUCUGCUUCGCAAUACCGUCACUCUUGUGACCCAAACUGUUUUGCCUCAUUUGUGGGGAAUCCACUUGGUUGCUCUCUUUACCUCGCCAUUCGUGCCAUACGCCCUAUUCCUGCGGGUGAGGAAAUUACCAUUUCCUAUCACAAUAUCACAACGUACAAGGCUGUUAGUGCGCAGUUCCGACGUCGCGCCCUUGCUGAACGAUGUGGAUUUAUAUGUAACUGCCGGGCCUGUGUGGAUACCAAAGAGGAACGCGUCACAGUUGAAAAGAAGGGUUAUUACAUUCAAGCCAGUGAUUUGUAUCAGAAAGGGUGCCGAUUGAUACGUGAGGGUCAAUAUGACGUGGCUGUCACAGUCUUGUCGCAAAGCUAUACCAUUGCCAUGGAACACCUGUGCCCACCACCCCGACCCCCGCAAUCUAUGAUUCCGAAAACACAUAUGGCUUUGGCGAGGGCAUUUAAUCGCCUGAAGGACAACGAAAAAUGCGUGGAGCACCUAUUGGCCAAGGUGGAGCUGGACCGCCAAAUCUACGGAGAAAACCAUUUGGAGUUUGCGGACGACUACAUUCGUCUUGCCUACUUUGCGCUCUCCGAGGAGGAGAGAGGUGUCUUUGCGGAACGAGCAAAGGCCCAUCUCUCUCGUUUCUACGCCCCAUCGAGGGAGCUCCAUGCUCAAAUGAGCCGAUUCAACUCGUUUGUGGUACGAGCCUGCUUCUAA